Labrus mixtus (cuckoo wrasse) is the source of this 2944-nucleotide messenger RNA. RefSeq names its product leucine rich repeat containing 53 (gene lrrc53). Bases 15 to 2474 code for a protein of 819 amino acids. Lineage: Eukaryota; Metazoa; Chordata; Actinopteri; Labriformes; Labridae. The transcript is spliced from 2 exons. The record is from RefSeq and is a predicted model, not a curated record.
AUAAUGGCCGCAGGAUGAUGUGUGUGAGCGCCGACAACCCGGCUGUGACGACAGUGUUAGAGCUGACCGAGGCCAACUGUGUCCCGUCCAAUCAGAACAUCACGGUGCAGAUAGAGACGAGAGGAGGCGUGACACCUCAAUUGUAUGCUCGAGAUCUGGCCAUCACUGCAGUCAUCUGUUUUAUUGGUGGUGUUGGCUUGACCCUGCUGGUAGUCCUGAUCUACUAUCACGUACAUCGGAGGAAGAAGCUGAAAGAAACUAAAAGACAAAAAGAAGAAGAAGAAGUCAAUCACUUAGAUGUUAGUGAAAAGAGGAGAGAACUCUUCUUGCAAACAAACAGCAGAAAGCCUUGGGAGAGAGAAGACGUGAUGAUGGAUUUAAGGAGCGACGGUUAUGAGGGGCAGUUCAGGUCCAGAGAGGAAGAAGACAGCGGCCAUUUAAGAUGCCCAGACUGCAGCACUGUAGGACAAAGAGGGAUGGGGCUGAACCUGAACAGAUGGAACGAGCGGAUAAACGGAGGGAUGGAGCUAGAUGAGGAAAGAGAGAAGAGGAGAAUGAAGGUGAUGAUGGAGGAAGAAAGAAGGAGAUUUGGGACUCAGCCGGGAGUCUUAAACAGGGACGUUCCUCACAAAAUGAUUUCUCAUAACAACACAAACUCUUCCUCUCACCCACCGAAAGAAACCUUCAGUCAGAGACCAGGGACUCUCUGGACCGGCAUGGAAGGAAAAGGCAGGGCGUUAGAGAGUUUACACUGUGAGAGCUGCCACAAAACAUACAAACCACCAGAGCAGAACAUGAAACUAGGGAGGAAUCACCGAGACUUACCUUCUCAGUACAGACACAUUGACAGGUAUAACAACAUGAACAAGUCUGAAACAAUGAAGCACCAAGAUUUGAGGAGAGAAACAAGAAAUGUAACAUUCGACCUGGAGAGGUCAAGAACCCGAGAGCAGAGAAGUAGUCAAGACAACCAGGAGGAGGAGGAGGCCUUUGGAGACAAGGAGAGAGGAAGAGUAAAAAGACACAAAGCCAAAGUCCAGUCGAGCCGGAUGUUGAAGGUUAAAUUAAACUUAAACCCAUUAAGAAAAAGCAAAGUCCAUCCUAAGAGGAAAACCGAGCAGGGCAACACAGAGAAGAGCAGCCCAAAGAAGAGUAAAGGUAAAAGAUAUGAUGGAAAAGAAAGGGAAGAUAGGGAUCGGAAAGGAAGCUCGGGUAAAGACAAAAAAGGUAGCGACAAGAAAAUUGAGAAAUCUUCCAAGGCUAAAGGGUCGAUUGAGGAUGGUGAGGAAGAAAAGGAAGAAGAAGAGAGUGAAGAAGGAAAGAAGAGCAAAAAGUCCACAAAGCAGAGAGGAAGUUCUUCCAAAAAGGGGCAAAGCAGCAAGGGAAGUUCAGAUGUUGACCAGGGUGAGAAUACACAACUUGAGAACUCUACACUUGGCAACACCACCAUCACUGAUCACCAACCAGAAUCAGGUACAGGUACUGGUCAGGGGCAAAGCCUGCAGGGUGGGAAUAUCCAGUAUCAAGGAGCUGGACUGGUUCUGGGGAGUGCUCACCAUUCCUCGUCCCUCUCUGCCACCGACAGGAAUCAAUCUACCAACCCCUCUCUGAUUAGUCCAGCAGGCUCUCAACUGACCGGCAGCACUCUCUCUCCUCAAGGAGGCCAUUUUUUCCUCAACACCAUGGCCCCAAGGUCUACUGCACCUUUCCCCAACAGUUCAGCUGCUCCUAACACGGCAAUCGGUCCCAACAUGGCUCCAAGUGGAGCACAAGACAGCUUCAUCAGACAAUCCGGGGCAGGCCUCAUGCCUCCUGCUGCCUCUCUUCAAGCUAACGCGGUACAUGCUAACCCUUUGCAAUCAAGUGCAAUGCAUACCUUUCCUCUUCAUACCACCCAGCCUGCAGGACUAGCCUCAGGCUUGCCAGCAAACCCAGCUGUUGCUGCACCAGUGCAGUCCUCUUUGCAGGGCCAUCUGCCUCCUGACAGCUCUCCUCUUGUUGCAAGACUGAAAUCAGAUCCGGUCCAGGGACCAGGCCUGCAGGCUGGGGAUGGGGUUCAUCAGUUGCCAACCAAAGAGAGUCCCAAUGACCCUCCUCAGGCCCCUCCGGGCGUUGAGGUUUUGUCUGGGGUUACCCAUCAGGACCCUCCUGGACCAGUGAUCACUGUGGAGAAUCUGUCAAACAAUCAAAGUCAGACCGAGACUGGACAUGUACCUGCUGCGUCCACAGCUGAAGGACUUGCAGCCGGGGGGUCAGGAGGAAGCAUGCAUUCAUCAGAUGUGCUUGAUUCAGGUGUAGGUGUACCCAACCCAAGUGUUUCCUCCACGAGUGACGCAGUUGUAACUCCUGCACUGCUGCAGCAGGAGUAUCUGUCAGAGGAAGGGGGAUCCUCCCCCAGGAGGAAACUGAGACUGGUUCUUCCUGAGAAGACGUCCAGCCGACCCCCUACUGCACUGGAGAGGAAAAUACGCUAGCUUCUUUUUAUGGAUCUUUUAAUUUCAAAGAGGUCAGAAGCAAUUAAUUUAAAAAUGAGUUUAAUAAUGUAACUGAGAGAAAUGACUUUAUGGGUUCUUAAUGGGAUGUGCCCUGCACCAAAACUCUGAAAAAUAAGACAAAAUACAUUAACAGACAAUGCCUUUAAAAUAAUAAGACCCUCAACCUGAACAGGAAACAAACUGAACCAGCGGUGACUUUGACCUGAGUGCUGGGUGAAGCAGGUUGCAGAGACUUUUGUGUCACUGCUGGAUAAGGUUUCGGUUUUGGCAACGAGAUGUCUGUUUGCAGUGUGUUGGGUUUCACUGGUCACACUGCCGACCUCUAAAUGGUGCCUACAGGCAUUUCGGUGUACGCUAACCAAACCUAUUCCAUCUGAUGUCUUAACCAGAGCUGAUGUUUCCACAUGCAAUGCAGAACCCUGAGUCCUCCAUCAUAAACAAAACAAACA